Molecule: messenger RNA, 3165 nt
Organism: Pneumocystis murina B123
Lineage: Eukaryota; Fungi; Ascomycota; Pneumocystomycetes; Pneumocystales; Pneumocystaceae
Exons: 2
Coding region: 61-3165 (1034 amino acids)
Biological process (GO): chromatin remodeling
Cellular component (GO): cytoplasm
Source: RefSeq, a predicted model, not a curated record
GGGGGUUAUUUUUGAAUGUUUUUGUUAUUGCUUUAUUUUAGGAUUUUAUUCCUUAUAUAAAUGAAUAUAAAGUCGAAUUUGUCCGCCUUUUCUAAGUUAAAACCUAUUUGUAUGCGCUUAAGUUGUGUCUGGACAGAUUCGAAUCUGCAGCCCGAUGUUUAUGUAUCAUUAGAAGCUUUAUAUAAGGUUUUAUCGUCAUUUUCAUCAGAGGAAUUACUUGGAUGUACUAUUUCAGAUUAUGUUUUUCUUCCUUUGUCUCAUUUAUGGCGCGGAUAUUUAAAUUUAGAUGAUCGUCUUAAGGAAGGGCUUUUAAGAUGUACAAAUGAGUUAAUUCGUAUAGGAUGGGGGGUAGAAAUGUCAGACGCUUUGUUUAAACAGUUGUGUAUGCUUUUGACGGGGUUUAUUAAGCCAAUGUCUGGGUUAGAAAGGAAUCUUCCAGAAGAUUUGUGCUUAGAAGGGUUAGAAGGGCUUUAUAUGCUAUUUAAAUGUAAAAAAGAGUGUCGGAAAUGCUUGGGUAAUGAUGAGAAAGAGCUAGAUGAUGGAUUGAUAGCGAUAAUUGGGUAUACAAUAUCGGUAUUGCUUGAAAUUUAUGAAAAAACGUUAUGGAAUAGAUUACAGAAUAAAUGUGUUGAUGUAUUGCAAGUAUUUUUGUUUGAAGUUGUGGAGGAUAAAAGUGUUUUGCGUCGUUUUUUGCCAGGAAUCAUGUCAUGUGUUUGUCAAUUGGUGGUAAAUGGUAAAGUAAAGUACAGUAGAGCUAUAAUAGCAUCAGUAGUGUUAUCUAGAAGACUUUUGGAGACAUGUUUUGCAGAUGAUAGUCUAGAAGAAGUAGUGGAUAGAGUGGAAGUGAAGAAGAUGGAUCAGAAAAUGAGUUUGGAUCACAUUAGAAAUAUGUUAAGUGUUGAUUCAAAUGUUUUAGAAGUAAAUAAGGAUGUUUCUAAGGUUUCGGAUAAUACAUUAGAAGGAAGGGCCCCUAUUGGUUCUGAAGAAUGGUUGAUGAAUACACGUGAACGGGUUUAUACAGUGUGCAAUAUUCUUUUGAGUUUAAAAGCUCAUUCUAAUAGGCAAGUACGACAGGAGAUAUUGGAAUUUUCAAUUGGAGUUUUUAAUACAUGUUUUAAAACACUUUGUAAUUGUAUUCAGCUUUUGCUUUCAACAAUUUUAUUUUUGGCAGGCGAUUUGGAAGAAAGUAUACAAAAUAUUUCAGUUAAAUUUUUAUUUCAGCUUGAAGAGCAAAAAUAUUCUGAACAAGAGUUUGAGGAUGUUAUUAAUAUGCUUUUAAAGGAGUAUCUUGAUGCCUGGCCUAGAUUAAAUUUACUUAGUGAUGAGGAUGCUAAGCGACAUCAUUUAAUUGCAAUGAUGCAUAUUGUUUCUUUUCUGUCUAAAAGAAAUUUGGAGUCUAGUUUUGUUUUUGAUUUUCUUAUCCAUAGAAUCUCUGAUUCUCUUCAUUUUGCAACAGAUACCAAAAUAUUAAAAAAAACAGAUUUGAUUCAACCGCUUUUUUAUUUUAAUAUACAAGAUCUAUCAGAUAGUCAUAUAUAUUCUGGUCUGAAAUUUCCUGUGUUUAGGUUUGAAAAUAUUGAAAAUAAUUUAACAUUUUUUGCAUUAGAAAAUCUGUUUGCAAUUUUUGGAAAAUAUUCUACUAUUAAAUUUUUUAAUUCUCUUCUUUAUAAAAUAAAGACGUCAACGUAUGAGCCACGUACGAAUAUUUUAAGAUGGAUUUUUUUGUGUAAUUUACGUCGUAUGAUACAUGAUUCUUCUUUUCAACAUGAUCAAAAUAUAGAUGUUAAUAUGGAACGUAUAUAUAUGAAUGUAUAUACCGAUUCAUUAAAUUAUAUAUCGGAAUUUUCGUCUCAUAUGUACGAUGAAGCCAUGAAUUGGAAUGUUCCUCAAGAUAAAGUUGUUCAUAUAUGUUUGGAUUUAGAAAUUAUAUCUUUAAUUGCAAAGAAACUUGGAAAACAGUUUAGAAUUGAAUUUGUUGAUUGUUUAUAUCCUAUUGUUUAUUUAUUAGGAAGUCGUUGUGAAGCUAUAAUUCAACAUGCACGUAUAUGUUUAAAUAAUUUAGCCGUAUAUUGUGAAUAUGAUUCAAUCCAAGAUUUACUAAUAGGAAAUGUUGAUUAUUUAAUUAAUGCGAUUAAUUUAAAGUUAAAUACCUUUGAUGUUUUCCCUACUGGGCCUGUUGUUUUGAUUAUUCUUUUGCGUUUGGUUGGUCCUACUAUGGUGCCUUAUUUGGAAGAUGUUGUUGACUCUGUAUUCGCUAUUUUAGACAAUUAUCAUGGUUAUUCUAAUCUUGUUUCUGUAUUUUUUUCAUUUUUGAAUGAAGUUGUUCGAAUUAAUGGUAUUGUUGAAAGGCCUAAGAUUUCUCAAGUAGUCGAAGAUGACAUUCAUAGUGCAGGACCAUGUUUAGAAGUUAUGCAAAUUGUUACUAAAAUUCGUUCUUUAUAUCAUACAGAUGCAACAGAAAUAAUGGGGACGACAUUCGAUUCAUUAAAUCAUUCUACCUCUUCAGAAAAUCUAUCAAAUAAUAUGAAUAAAGUAACACUUAAAAUUAUCCAAAAAAUUUCGAAUAAAUCUCAAAUGUUUCUCAAUCAUCAAUCGUCAAAUAUUCGUAAUGAAUUAUUAAAGAUGCUUUCUGUUUCAAUACCUUUUUUGGCAUCUGAUGAAAGAAGUUUUUUACCAUUUGUUAAUGAUAUUUGGCCUCUUAUUAUCGGCCAGUUGAAUCUCAAUGAAAUGACAUCAAUAAUUACAUCUUCUUUGAAUGUUAUUACAUUAUUAUGUGUUUAUGCUAAAAACUUCAUGACUUCAAGACUUUCCAAACAUGGGAUAAAGAUUUUAUGUAAUCUUUUAAAUACAAGUUGUCAGCAAGAUAUACUUGGGAUUGCUGAUAAAUUUUCAAGAUCUGUAAGUAUUCAGAAUGGGAUUUUUGCUGCAUUUGAUGCUGCUAUUGAAAAUGUUAAAUUACCAGAUAAAUGUGUGGAUAAAAUAAUUGAAUCUGUGAUAUCUUUUUUAAAAAAACCAAGUAAAGGAUUGGAAAUAGAAGCAUUGAAAAAAACACUGGAAAAAAGGCAUCCAGAUAAGCUUUGGUUAUCAAUGCUUCCUUUUACUAAUUUUAAAGCAAAUAUACCUGUAUCAAAGGAUAAUUUUUUAUUUCCUGAUAUUGUUUUAUGA